This is a messenger RNA of Phlebotomus papatasi, 920 nucleotides long. It is a transcript of the gene MrgBP, whose product is annotated as MRG/MORF4L-binding protein. Gene Ontology annotation, cellular component: NuA4 histone acetyltransferase complex; nucleus. Bases 119 to 709 code for a protein of 196 amino acids. The transcript has 2 exons. Gene Ontology annotation, biological process: regulation of transcription by RNA polymerase II. The record is from RefSeq and is a predicted model, not a curated record. NCBI's taxonomy places the organism in Eukaryota, Metazoa, Arthropoda, Insecta, Diptera, Psychodidae.
AACCCUGCAGAAAGUCAAAUUUUGGGUUGGAAAAACAUGAAAUUUGUUUAGCAAAUAAAUCAAUUUUUCUGGGUUUUUUCUGUGGAAAAAUUGGAAUUUUGGGGUAGUGUGAGUGAGGAUGACCAUGUCGAUAAAGGAAAAGUCGGAGAGUGAGGAGAUUGAAUGGAGUCCUGAGGAUGAAAUUCAGCUGUUCUUUGCACUCGAUGGACUGAAGCCUGUUGGCAUAAACAAGUACUUUUUCAUGGCCUGCAUAGCUGACCGGCUGUCGAAGGCCCUAAACCGCGAAGUGUCCACGGAGGCCAUCUGGAGCCACCUCAAGACCAUGUACAAUCUCGAUGCUCUGGAUGAACUGGAGCCUCUGCCAUUUCCCAAUGAACAGAAGGAAUUUUCCCUUCCGGACGAAUUUAGCACUCUGAUCUCCAAGAAACGUCAAGAUAUUGAGGAGAUAAUUUUGCAGGAGGCCACCAAGAAAUUGGAGACACCAACAAAGGCUGAGGUGGCUAAGGCUGUCGCUAAGCCACCGACUGGAACUUCUCAAUCUUCCGGAACCAGCAAAGUUCAGAGCCAAAGUCGUGAAUCGCCGGCGGAAAAGAAGGUGGAUGUCCCAAAGAGAGCACCCAAGAGAACAAGGGGCUCAGCUUCUCUCGAGUCCAACAGCAGCCCAUCGACUACUCCACCUCCUGUUGUCUCCAAGCGCCGCCGAAUAUGAGCAACUUUCAGUCAGCUCUAGGCUAGAGAGAGCAAUCCCUAGAGCCCCUCUCUAGAGCUUAUCUAGUGAUUGAAAAUCCAAAUUUUUAUCUCCAAAAUUUUGUCAUAUUUUUUAUUUGUAUUCCUUUGUUCUAUUUGCUGAGGAAUUAGAUGUAUGUUUGUAUAUUUUUAGUUUAAUCUUAAAGGCUAAUAAAUCCUUUUAUCCGUAGAAA